This is a messenger RNA of Galeopterus variegatus (Sunda flying lemur), 3126 nucleotides long. RefSeq names its product tyrosyl-tRNA synthetase (gene YARS1). Gene Ontology annotation, biological process: tyrosyl-tRNA aminoacylation. NCBI's taxonomy places the organism in Eukaryota, Metazoa, Chordata, Mammalia, Dermoptera, Cynocephalidae. Gene Ontology annotation, molecular function: tRNA binding; ATP binding; tyrosine-tRNA ligase activity. The transcript is spliced from 13 exons. Bases 782 to 2362 code for a protein of 526 amino acids. The record is from RefSeq and is a predicted model, not a curated record.
AGCAAAACUCUCCCGCCGAGCGGGACCUCCGUUGCCCCCAACCCCACAGGGCAGGGACAGCAGACAGCCCCCCGCCUUCCAGGUGACUAGACAGCCUCUCUUUCCUCAGCAGAGUGAGGGGCAUCUCUCGCUCGCCGACGUGGAGGUGGGGGGCAGGGACCUCCCCCCGCCAUCACCUCAGGAGCGAGUCGGGCCCUUCUCCCAACAGGGCGAGGGCCUCUCAACCCCUCAACGGGGCAGACCGCGAGCGCUGCCCCAUGAAGAAUCAACAGGCGCCCCCAUCCCCCUCCCACUCAAGGAACGCCGACCCCCUCGCCCCUCCCGCUCUUCACCUCCGGAAGCCGGGCCAAAGCCUGGGUGGACGACUGCGCCUCACUCCGCCCCCUGCGCCAUUUUAUUGCCCCCCCCCCGACCUCCCCCACCCGGAGUCUGCCGGGCCAAAGCCAGGGGGAGGGCAAACAAGCAGUGAUUGGCAGGAAACCGUCCUGCCUCUAAGAGGGUUGCGCCCGCGCAGGCGCCGCAACCCCGCCCUCUGCACUGCCUAUCCUGCCUGCUGGCUCCACCCCUUUCCGUCUCAUCGACCCGCUCGACUCUUCGCUGCUCUUGACUCUUUUCCGGCUACUGCGGGACUGAGAGGGGUCCAGGCCGAGGAAGCCGAACGACGAGCUCAGCUGAUGCAACCUGGCUGGACUCGCGUUGACUGUUCCUGGCACGCGGCUGUGGCAACUGAGGAAGAGUCGCGGGUACCAGGCUGAGCGCGGGAAGGAGGGGUGGCGGAGCCAUGGGGGACGCUCCCAGCCCUGAAGAGAAGCUGCACCUUAUCACUCGGAACCUGCAGGAGGUUCUGGGGGAAGAGAAGCUGAAGGAGAUACUGAAGGAGCGGGAACUUAAAGUUUACUGGGGAACAGCAACCACAGGCAAGCCACAUGUGGCUUACUUCGUGCCCAUGUCUAAGAUUGCAGACUUCCUGAAGGCAGGAUGUGAGGUAACAAUUCUGUUUGCGGACCUUCAUGCGUACUUGGAUAACAUGAAAGCCCCAUGGGACCUUCUAGAACUCCGAACCAGUUACUAUGAGAAUGUGAUCAAGGCAAUGCUAGAGAGCAUUGGCGUGCCCUUGGAGAAGCUCAAGUUCAUCAAAGGCACUGAUUACCAGCUCAGCAAAGAGUACACACUAGAUGUGUACAAACUCUCCUCUGUGGUCACACAACAUGAUGCCAAGAAAGCUGGAGCUGAGGUUGUAAAGCAGGUGGAGCACCCUUUGCUGAGUGGUCUGUUAUACCCUGGACUACAGGCUUUGGAUGAAGAAUAUUUAAAAGUAGAUGCCCAAUUUGGAGGCAUUGAUCAGAGAAAGAUUUUCACCUUUGCAGAGAAGUACCUCCCUGCACUUGGCUACUCAAAACGGGUUCAUCUGAUGAAUCCUAUGGUCCCAGGACUAACUGGCAGCAAAAUGAGCUCUUCAGAAGAGGAGUCCAAGAUUGAUCUCCUUGAUCGAAAGGAGGAUGUGAAGAAAAAAUUGAAGAAGGCCUUCUGUGAGCCAGGAAAUGUGGAGAACAAUGGAGUUCUGUCCUUCAUCAAGCAUGUCCUCUUUCCCCUCAAGUCUGAGUUCGUGAUCCUUCGAGAUGAGAAAUGGGGUGGAAACAAAACCUACACAGCUUACUUGGACCUGGAAAAGGACUUUGCUGAUGAGGUUGUACACCCUGGAGACCUAAAGAAUUCUGUUGAAGUUUCCCUGAACAAGUUGCUGGAUCCCAUCCGGGAAAAGUUUAAUACCCCUGCACUGAAGAAACUGACCAGUGCUGCUUAUCCAGAUCCCUCAAAGCAGAAGCCAAUUGCCAAAGGUAUCAAGAAUUCAGAACCAGAGAUCAUCCCAUCCCGGCUGGAUAUCCGUGUGGGGAAAAUUAUCAGUGUGGAGAAGCAUCCAGAUGCAGACAGUCUGUAUGUGGAGAAGAUUGACGUGGGGGAAGCUGAACCACGGACUGUGGUGAGCGGCCUGGUGCAGUUUGUGCCCAGGCAGGAACUGCAGGACAGGCUGGUGGUGGUGCUGUGCAAUAUGAAACCCCAGAAGAUGCGAGGAGUCGAGUCCCAAGGCAUGCUUCUGUGUGCUUCUAUAGAAGGGGUAAGCCGCCAGGUUGAACCUCUGGACCCUCCUGCAGGCUCUGCUCCUGGUGAGCGAGUAUUUGUGAAGGGCUAUGAGAAAGGCCAACCAGAUGAGGAGCUCAGGCCCAAGAAGAAAGUCUUUGAGAAGUUGCAGGCUGACUUUAAAAUUUCUGAGGAGUGCAUCGCACAAUGGAAGCAAACCAACUUCAUGACCAAGCUGGGGCAUGUUUCCUGUAAAUCGCUGAAAGGGGGGAACAUUAGCUAGCCAGCCCAACACCUUCCUCCCUUCUCCCACCAUCCUGGGUCAUCUGCUGUCUCAAUUUGCUCCACCCAUCACCUAUUUACCCAUCUCUCAGGACACUGAAGCAGCAGGUUUGGGACUGUCUGUCAGGUACAGAACUUGUUAAGGGGCAGCUCGCCCUCCCCAGAAUCCGGUAUCAUCCUAUCUGGCUGUGGUGAGAGCCUAACCCCCUCCCCCGGUACUGAGGGCUGAGCAGAGCAGGGAGUCCAGCUCUGCUUUCUUCCCUUGGCAGCUGACUUGAGAAAUCUGGUUUCAAUAUAACUCAUAGGAAAGGUUUAUGCCACAAUCCUUGUAAUUGGAAAAAUAGUGGUUCCCAGGUUCUCUUGGAGUUACCCAACAGCUGUGACUGUAGCUGGGAUCUAGUGCCUGGAUUGGGCUAAUUAAAGCUUCUCCCCAACAGGAAAUUGUGGGAUUUGAAAAGGAAGGAGAAAGGAAAACAGAAAACCUAGUGUUCUACCAAGCAGUUGGCAGCUUUCCCGAAGUCUGCCUACCCUGAGCCUUGGCGUGGGGGGUGGAGGCACAGGGCCUACCCCAGGGAUCCUGGAAUUUCUCUUGAUCCAGCUAGGUUGGGACACUCCCUAAACCAGCUGUAUGUUGUUAGCAUCAGGAGUGGAAUGGAUGGCACAGUGUUCUUUCUUCAGAGAGGGUGGUGUACUUCUCCAUAAGGCAUCUCAAUCAAAUCACUAACCAUCACUGUCAUAAAUUCAAAUAAAAUGUCUGAACGAGGG